This is a messenger RNA of Geosmithia morbida, 678 nucleotides long. RefSeq lists its product as uncharacterized. The record is from RefSeq and is a predicted model, not a curated record. Lineage: Eukaryota; Fungi; Ascomycota; Sordariomycetes; Hypocreales; Bionectriaceae. Bases 1 to 678 code for a protein of 225 amino acids. The transcript is spliced from 4 exons.
AUGCCUCUGGACACAAUCUACGUCGUCCGUCACGGGUUCCGCUCCGCAUGGUCUGUGGACCACACGACGGGAGCGUAUACCUCGACGGUGCGGUCUCCGACGGGCAUACCCGCCGACCCGCCUCUCACGUCGUACGGCAAGCGGCAGGCCACCGAGAUGGCAGCCCACCUCGCCACGCUCGAGCCUGCCAUAGACGCCGUCUACUCCACCCCGGCCCCUUCAUCCCACUCUGCUGUUCCGGCCUCGGCCGUCAUCCGUCCGGAGCACGGCAUAUCAGAGUGGUUCGGGUCGGCACCGUUCGAGCACCCCCGUCCGGCGGAGGGUCAGGUCCUGAAAGGCAUGUUCCCGGCCUACAGCCUCGAGUACGAGUCGGCCAGGAGGCCCUCGACCAAGGGGGAGACGGUGGCCGAGCUGUACGCCCGGGUCGGGGAGGUGGUGGAGGCGGUGGUGCGACGCAGCGAGGCCGAGGGACACAGAUCCAUCGUCCUGUGCACGCAUGCCGCCGUCGUCAUCGCGCUCGGGAGGGUGCUCACCGGCCGCGUGCCCGAGUCGCCCGACGUCCGUGACUUUCAGGCUUACACCUGUGGGCUGUCGACGUAUACGAGGAAGAAUCCUACUACCGGUGACAGCGAGUACGUCCAGCCCAAAACUCGUGUCGUGUCACUAUUCUCUACCUAA